AACUCAGCAUAGACCAAAGUACAGAACCAACUACUCCCUUUUUCCCCCCAGCAGACCAGACGUAAAUUUGUUAAAGAUGGCCUGGAAGAUCAGUUGCCUAAUGAGAAUGUGCAGAUUUCUUCUCUUAGUGAUUUUGUUUCUGCCCUGUGAGGUGACAAGUUCUGUCUUAACUGUGAAUGAUAAAACUGAGAACUAUAUUCUGGACACUUGGCUUGGCUCCCAAGAAUCUCUGAAAUGUGCUGUUAAAAACCACACCAGGGAGGAAGAACUACUCUGGUACCGAGGAGAGGGGACAGUGGAUUUGAAAUCUGGAAACAAAAUCAACUCCAGUUCUGUCUGUGUCUCUUCCAUCAGUGAAAAUGACCACGGAAUCACCUUUACUUGCAAGCUACGGAGGGAUCAGUCGGUGUCCAUCUCAGUGGUGCUGAAUGUCUUUUUUCCUCCUCUUCUGAGUGGAGACGACUUGCAAACCGUUGAGGAAGGCAGUGAUGUGAAGUUGGUUUGCAAUGUGAAAUCCAACCCCCAGGCUCGAAUGAUGUGGUACAAAAACAGUAACAUCCUGAAUUUAGAGCAAAAUCACCAAGUCCAACAGACAAGUGAGUCUCUUCAACUGUCAAUCACCAAAGUCAAGAAAUCUGACAAUGGAACCUAUAGCUGCAUUGCAAAUUCAUCUCUGCAAAUGGAGACCAAGGACUUUCACCUCAUUGUCAAAGAUAAAGGUGUGGCUAUACCCAUAGAACCCAUUAUUGCUGCAUGUGUUGUGGUCUUUCUGACAUUGUGCUUUGGACUCAUCGCUAGAAGAAAAAGUAUAAUGAAGCUCUGCAUAAAGGAUGAAGAUCCUCAAAGAGAAACAGCUUUGUAAGUACUCUGGG
This is a messenger RNA of Panthera uncia (snow leopard), 872 nucleotides long. RefSeq names its product transmembrane and immunoglobulin domain containing 1 (gene TMIGD1). The record is from RefSeq and is a predicted model, not a curated record. The coding region runs from base 77 to 862 and encodes 261 amino acids. Lineage: Eukaryota; Metazoa; Chordata; Mammalia; Carnivora; Felidae. The transcript is spliced from 5 exons. Gene Ontology annotation, cellular component: neuron projection.